AUGGACACAUACUUGGUGAACCGAUUCCGGCGGAAUCGUGGCAUUAUUCGGGUCUUAACAGAUCAGACACUAGGAAACUCGGCAGAGUUCCGACCCUUUGUAGUCGACGGCGUUGAUACAGCUUUUGAAAUGGGCCUUGAGGGUCUCUGCGGCUGCUCCAUUGUUGUCGUCGUGUCCAAACAGGCAAUCUGGUUUGCUCAUAUAUUCGAGGACAACUCUUUCAGCCCAAGAAAGGAAUAUGCGGAUGGCCUCAGUCCCCAGGAAAUGUUUGAGCUCACAGCUUUAAAUUUCUUAGACACUGGCAUAGACGCGAUAUUUGGCGUGCAAUUCCAGAGCUUGAAAGGCGUUAGGAACCUUUUCCCAGUUGGAGAUGGUGUCACUUCCGCUUUCAUUGUGACACCCCAGAAGGAAUUGGAUGACGCCGUCGAGGGUGGGACUGGCGCUGAUACUAACGUUUAUUACACCGAGGGUUUGAUGUAUGAUUGGGCUGUUGUGCAGCUGGUGGCCAAGAUUAAAUCUCUGAUACCAGAUAUUCCAGUCACUGUACGCCAAUACCAGGCCCUGAACUCGGAUGCUCCCGAUGCAGAUGAGGCGUUUAAUACAAGGAGAGGGAAACAUCUUUUUCAAUAUGACCCUCAGGCCAGACAAGGACAGAAAGGUGUACGGCUAUAUUUAGAGGGUGACCGCGCGUUGAACGAGUUUUGGGCUCCUGAAGAGAGAUCCCUUUCUGAACCAGAGAGCCAAUCUACAACACAGCUCUCAUGUGCAGGACAAUCCUACGACCGUAAUCAGUAUACCUGCUACAGCGAUCUACUGUGUCCUGUUCUGGAUGGCAUUCGAACGUUGCGUUGUGCAGCUCAAUGCUACCUCGAGUCCAUGUAUACAUGCUAUGAUGAGCAGAAGCUUUGUCCUGUUAUAAAUGGCGAUCCUACGCUCGCAUGUGGAAGUGACUGCUAUCUUCCAUCGGAGUAUAGCUGCGAUGCAUCAAAAUUGGUCCAAAUACCUCACGACAAUAAUCCCGACCAGUCAGCUAGCGGCACAGCCACCAAUUCAAAUGGUGAUAUCAGCUCGUCUCCUAGCAGCACGCGCACGGAUUCAAUCACUGGAGUAACGACCACCUCGAGUGGUGGUUCAAGCAGGGCCCCGGCGGGCCAAGCAGAAGUCGUUUUUGGCGGGACGACAUAUACAAUUGGCACAAAGACAACCACCAUUGUUCAAGAUGGACACACAGUCAUUCUUGGCCCCAAUGGUCUCAUAAUUGGAACGGAUACUAUCACUAUUCCGUUGCCGCAGACCGAACCGGUUGCUCUCACUACCGAUGGCAUCACUAUAACGUUCCUCCCAGGUGCCUCUUCUUCGUCCGCAGCUCAUACUGGCUCGUCGAGCUUGGGACCCUCAAGCAAUAUGGUGACAACAACUGGAAUAGCCCCAGGACCAACUCCCACCACGGUAUUGCCCAGCUCAACAGGAAAUCCAACCUUGAUCCCCCCAAUCCCAGCUGCUACCAGCACAGUAUUUACUCUCACGGCCUCGGACGGGUUGAGUACGGUUGAAAUUACUUACACGCCAACGACGCUCACUAAAUUUACUAAAUUUACCGGUACAACAACAAUAAAUACGGACAUUGAUGGUGUGCCUACGCCCAUCGUGGUUGGGCCUGGAGGCCUCAUCUGGCAACCUGUCAUUACCAGCGCAAGCAUAACUGGUUUCCCUUCAAUUCCAGUGCCUACUAUUCCACCGGCCCCUGAUAGUUCCGCUGCUACAAGGACUGUAUUGACUAUAACGGCCUCGGACGGGCUGAGUACAGUGGAGAUUACUUACACGCCUACGACGCUCACUCAAUAUACUACAGUUAGCGGCACAACAACAGUCACGACAGAGAUUGAUGGCGUGUCCGUAUCCGUUGUCGUUGGUCCAGGAGGCCUAAUUUGGGAGCCAGUCACCACCAGCACAAGCAUGACUGGCUUCCCUCCGAUCCCAGCGCCUACUGUUCCGCCUGCUCCUCAAAGCUCAAGUGUACUUCCACCCCAGACAAUCACUUCACCUUCAGGUAAUCCAUUCCCGUCGUCCCAGUUCCCUCUUCCACCAAUUGUUACUACAGUCGUCACCUCUGAUAGUCCGGAUGGUCCAGUAGCCACAACAAUAACAGGCACCACAGAUUCAAGUGGUGUUGUCGUGCCUAUAACAACGCUUUCGACGGCUGCCGCUGUCAGCUCUGCCAAGUUGUUGGUCUCGAAGCUCAGCAGUGUCUCUGAUGCUGUAGUCGCAUUUUCCUCUAGCCCCGCGGAUUCUUCAAAGGCCAGCUCCGCUACCGCCGUGGUCAAGGAUGCCCAGUCAGGCACAAGUGGCUUUGGCCAUGGCUUAGGUUUCUCCCUUCCUGGCCUUUGCUUGAUAUUCUGUCAUGAUGUCAGCAGUGCUGGGUCUAUUCUUGAUGCAAUUGGAAACACCCUGUCGGGCAUUCUGGAUGGUACAGCAAGUCUUGGCUCAUUAACCGGACUCCUGAGUGAUAUGUCUACCGUUGCAAGUGAGUUAGCAGAUGACGCCAAAGGGGCAGAAGCAAGUGACAGCUCCAGCUCUACCUCCAAUCCCCAGCCUAGCAUCACGUACUACAUCGGAAAAUGUUCCGACGACGUCCUGUUUUUCGACAACUUGUAG
Messenger RNA from Penicillium canescens, 2655 nucleotides. RefSeq lists its product as uncharacterized. The record is from RefSeq and is a predicted model, not a curated record. The transcript has 6 exons. The coding region runs from base 1 to 2655 and encodes 884 amino acids. NCBI's taxonomy places the organism in Eukaryota, Fungi, Ascomycota, Eurotiomycetes, Eurotiales, Aspergillaceae. Gene Ontology annotation, molecular function: carbohydrate binding.